Molecule: messenger RNA, 3090 nt
Organism: Anthostomella pinea
Lineage: Eukaryota; Fungi; Ascomycota; Sordariomycetes; Xylariales; Xylariaceae
Source: the annotation of a GenBank genome assembly
AUGUCCGACAAGCACAUACUGAUGCCCACCGGGCCACGAGGCACCCUCCGAGCUCGACGGGAUCUGCGCUCCUCGUCGCAGUCCCCGGCUCGUCAGCACCGCUCGAGCGACGACCUCCUCUCCCGUCUCACACCAGCCUCGGCUGUAGAAGCGCUCCGAUCUCCGACUGGUGCUCUAAAGACUUGCAUAGACCAGGCCUCGGUUUCUGAGCAGUCUUUCGCUAUGAGAGCCGCUCUUGCGUCCAAACAGAUUCAGGAUUGGCUGGACGAGCUGAACGACUGGCCUUGGCCUUCAAGUGGUGGUCCCGUUGGUUUCGAGAUGCCUUCUGCUAAGAGAAGGAAGCUGUCCGAACCUGAGACACCACAAGACAGCCCCAAAGGCAAGCUCCCUGAGUCUGCUCCUUACGCCGACACCAGCUACGUGGGCAGUCUUCUUGAAGCCGAUGUGGUUCGCUACGAGAGACGAGUUGAGCAGAUAUACCGUGAUAUGGAAGGGUUGGGUCUGGAAGAGAUCAAGACACAGGUCUUACACAAUCACAUUCUGCCCCUAUCACGGCCAGGUACACCCUUCUCUGACGGCGGCCGCUCAGUCGGUUCUGCCUUUUCGUUUGCCAGGAUGGAGGAUCUGACGGCUGUCGUCACUGCCAUCACUGUCCAAGCCUUGCCGAACCUAUCAAGACUGUCAAGACUGCUGAAUACUUGGAGUGUGCGUUUGCUCGUUUUGCGCAAAGUUCCGCCCCUGCUCAGCAUGAUAGCGGAUGCAGAGAUCGCACUGGGCUCGGGCUGGAGUGCACUUGAUUUGUCAGAUCACAACGCUGCUAAUCUGGAAAGAGAAGAGGGAACUCCAGCAGACGGGCCAUCUUUCCUCUCACGAAACGAAUUCAACGUCAUCAGACGUGUGCUGCAGCAGAAAGUGACGACACCAGGACGAGAUCUUGAUUCCAUGCUUGAUGCCCUUGAAGGAAUGAUGGAUACCCUACCAGAUGAAUGGCUAGAUCGCAUGGAAAGAAUCGAACGGGACUAUGCAGAGUGGGUGACUACUGCAGAACGCCAAGUCCAAGAGGGCGAAUGGGCUGAGGUAUCAAAGCCUACUACGUCUGUCGAACCUCCUCUUCAACUAGACACCACACGACCAAAAAUUCAAAUCCAGGAACCAAGCCCGACUAAGCAAUCAUUAAACGCUCCUGAGAGUAACCGAUCGGCUUCGCGUAGCCCAACGUCAGACUACUCAUCUGUGACGAGUGAGCACACUGAUCCUCGUGAUCCUCCAAGCCGCAGAUCCUCGGCCGAAAUCAUUGACGACACCCUUGGACAGGGUGCAGUCAGAAUAUUGGUAGACGAGCCGGACAAGAGCAUUUCAGGGUCGACUUCACAAGUGGUGGACUUGACUCAACACGCGGCACACCAGCACGAGGUAGACACCGGAGCUGUGGCUAAGGACCCGAGUCUAGACUAUGAUGGUGUUCGUGAGUCAAGACAGACAAAACCGGACGCCUCGGACUUCAAAGUCACCGAGGAUCCCCCACGCUUCUUUGCAACUCAAGAAUCUCGUGGUUCCAUCUACGACGGAUCUGAAGAUGUAGAGGCAUUUGAAGAUGAUCGAGUCAGCCUUAUUCUGUCAGAAGUCCAUCACAACAUAGUUCGUGCACCUCGUGCAGACUCUUCAAGGCUGGAAGAACUCUUGCUAAAGCCAGCCUCCGACGAUGAAUUCGAACCCUCAGUUCUGGAGUCCGUAAACGAGGAGGACGAAGAGCUCGAUCUACCUCCUGCGCGGCUUGUGAAAGAGAGAAGCAGCCAGGCCUCGCUCACUUCCACUUUGCUACAUGAACCCUCCAGCAAUUUUCCAGAUCAUUCGGACAAUAUGCCCUACAGAGAAGAUUCAGUUGAGUUGGAGCUUCCACGUUUACCAGAUCCUAAUGAACCAUUCUCGAGUGAUGCUCUCAGCCCACCAAGCUCACCUCCGCUACGAUACAAGCCAAGAUCUACGUCGGUCACUUUCAAGGAUCACCCAGAGGUAGCACCACUCCCAGAAGUAGGCGGAACUCCACCCGGCAGUCCUCUCCAACCACCAGAUGUCUUUGACCCUGACACGUCAUUCGACUGGGAGAGUCAGCUACACAGCCCGGGUCGCAUGAGUACCGUCAGCACAACUAGUGAUGACGAUCACCUUCACCAACAGAUACGAGAUGUGCUUCAGAAUAUCCCGGUCAAGAUCUCCAUGACGAAAUCACGAGUUAACUUGAACCCCCCUGAUUUCCAACAUCCCACGCGACCUAAGGCUACUAAGAGCUCAGAACCUCUGCGCCGUAGUGGGUCGAGCCUUUCUUCGCGAGCGGAGACUCCUUCGUACUCUCGAGCAGGAACCCCUUCCUAUUCACGCAGUGGGACCCCCUCAUUCAUGUUGGCGCCAGUGCGGGACGCUCGUCCCAGGUCGAAGAGCAGUCAGGGAAUCAGGAUUUACCAUCUAUCCUCGCGGUCUGGAGAGCCGCCUAUCAAGCUCUUUAUUCGGACCGUGGGAGAAAAGCAAGAGAGGGUCAUGGUUCGCGUCGGUGGUGGAUGGGCUGAUCUGGGCGAAUACCUGAGAGACUAUGCUUCACAUCACAGUCGUCGAUCCAAGGGCGAGGGCAAGGUUGAGCUCAUAGAUUCUCCCUCUGUGGCUAAUGGUCGAUUGGGGUCCAGUCCCGCAAGCCGGCCGGGGUCGGCCAUGGACUCGCCAAUGACUCCUCUUGGAGUCCGGAAGACUAGAAAGAUUUCGGGCCAAGAAGGGCCAGGCAGACUCCCAAAGAUGCCGUGGGCCCCUGACACCGAGGAUAACGAUGAGCCAUCUUCAAGUACGUCUGCUAGGUCGCGCGCUUCGUCUCACGUCGACUGGGACGAAGAAGACAGCUCCCUCGGUCUAGCUGGGCCGAAAGCCCCCAAGCGAGCGGAAUUGGACGAUGAGACACGUGCUUGGGUACAGAGUGUGAAGCAGAAGGUUCGCGUCGCUAGUGGCGAACGAACCGCCGCCUCUGAACCAAAGCUGGACAACAAGUCAAGUUUCAGCGACAUGGGCAAGGUGGGAAGUACGAAACGGUUGUUCAGGAAGAACUAG